UGUGUUUUGGUUGCUUGGAUACCGCUGCGAAACAAUAGCGGUGGCUUGCUGCCCAGUUGCUGGGUCUGCGCUAGAACCAGCGGUUGGCCCUCAUUUUCUGAGGAACCGGAGGAGCGGCACACCUUGAUUCUUUCCAGCCUGGUCCUGGUCUGCGGAGAGCGAUGCCGCUUCCCGACACCAUGUUCUGCGCACAGCAGAUCCACAUUCCCCCGGAACUGCCAGACAUCCUGAAGCGGUUCACCAAGGCUGCGAUCCGCACCCAGCCCGCGGACGUGCUGCAGUGGUCCGCGGGGUAUUUUUCAGCUUUGUCAAGAGGAGAUCCACUUCCUGUAAAGGACAGAAUUGAAAUGCCCAUGGCCACUCAGAAAACAGACACAGGCCUGACUCAAGGACUCCUUAAAGUUUUGCACAAGCAGUGUAGCCACAAGGAGUAUGUGGAAUUAGCAGAUCUUGAGCAGAAAUGGAAAAAUUUGUGCCUGCCAAUAGAAAAAUUCAAAGUGCUCUUGCAGUUGGAUCCUUGUGAAAACAAAAUCGAAUGGAUAAAAUUUUUAGCACUUGGAUGUAGUAUGCUUGGUGGGUCAUUAAACACCGCAAUGAAGCACUUGUGUGAGAUACUGACCUCUGACCCCGAGGGCGGGCCUGCUCGCAUCCCCUUCGAGAUUUUCUCCUAUGUCUACUGUUACCUGUCUGGACUCGACAAGGAGAUACCUGCGUCGGACACAGAGUCCUACCUCUCCUCUUUGAAAGACAGAGUAGACUCUAGAAAGAAUGGCAUGGUAGGACUUUCAGAUUUCUUCACUCUAAAGAAGAAAAUUUAGAAAACCUGGAAAAUUUAGAAAACCUGGAAAAGAAAACUCAGAAGACAUAGACCACUUACACAGAGAAGAACACAUUUUAAUGUCAAAACAGUGCUUUUGAAAACCUUGGCACCAAAUACAACUUGUCAUUAACCACACA
This is a messenger RNA of Phacochoerus africanus (Common warthog), 957 nucleotides long. RefSeq names its product rhophilin associated tail protein 1 like (gene ROPN1L). The transcript has 6 exons. Bases 162 to 818 code for a protein of 218 amino acids. Lineage: Eukaryota; Metazoa; Chordata; Mammalia; Artiodactyla; Suidae. The record is from RefSeq and is a predicted model, not a curated record.